GCGCGGCCAUUGCUUACACAUCUUGGACAGGACGGACCUUCGGGGUCCUCCCUCGGGGCGAUGGCGGGUCACGGUGAUAACCGUGACUUUGGUGGUGGUGGUCGCAAUCUGGGUGGAGGUGAACGCGACUACGAAAGGGGAGGUUAUCGCGGGUAUGGGAGUGAUCGUGGGGAGACUGGGGAUAGGGGUUACGAUGGUGAUCGUAGGAUUGGAGGCGAGCGGAGCUUAGAUCGGGGUCCUCGGAGGGGACCUUUGAUUUGCUUCAAUUGUGACGAGCCGGGCCACUAUGCCAAUCAGUGCCCUCACCUGAGGCGGAACGAGCACCCGUCGGCAUCGACUUCCCGGGGUGGCUCUAGCCCUCCAAAUAGACCAAGCUUCAGCGAGCGACAACAAUCGGACCCGUUGGAGUUUAAGGUAGCCGAGAUUGGUAAGAGUGUCGCCGCAGUGUGUCAGUUUGUCGAAGUGGAACAGCAGAAGAAAGUUGUGAAGGAACGCAGGAAAGCUAAGAAGAGCGAAGCUGAGGAACGAGCCGAGGCUGAACGAGCAGCAACUUUACUUAGCAAGCAGAAGAAGGAGGAGAAAACUCGCAGGGAAGCCGAGAUCAAGCAAGAACUGCACAAGAGUUUGGAUGUCAGAAUGGCGGUACGGGUCAAGGAACUACGCGAGGAUGUGCGUGAGGAUGUCCGACAGGAGAUUCGUGAGGCCAUAAGUGAGUUGUCCUUGGCGGUAUCUCGUGGCAAACGAAAGAAGGUGGAAACUGCAGUGCCGGCGAGGGAGAGUAGCGCGAGCAGCAGUGAGACCGAGGAGUUGAAUUUGCAGACCCGAAGAUUGUGUAUGUCUGAUAAGAGAAAACGUGGACCAGAUUCAUUGCUUGAAGGCAGCCCCCCAAUGGAGAUGCCACCUAAGCGUACACCGAAACGGGGACCGCGAUCUGCAGCGAUUUCUGGGAGACUGACGAGAGCUAAAGCUCGUACGCAGAAGACCAUUACACCGAGGAAGACUCCGCCAUCCAUUUGCAAGAAGACUCCUGCGGCUAUUGGGAUUGCCGGACGACUGAGAUUUGAGAAACGAGUAUUGAAUAACCUCAAGAACUUGGACGUACUUGUCUUGCAGAAUAUCUGCAAAGAUGAGGGAAUAUCGUACAAUGGUAAGUUCGAAGCCAUAUUUGAUAUUGCCGCACAUCGUACACACGUGGCGUAUGGCACGGACGAUGACGAGGAGGCAAUAGCGACACCGGUGGUGUGCGCUGAGGAGGGGAUUGACGAGAAUGAGUGAUGCAUUUUCAGUAUUGUUGACUUGUGGUAUAUCGUUCGUUGUCUCACGAAUUUGCGUUCUUUGAUAGAUGUUAUCGAUGCUCGAAUUGAG
Molecule: messenger RNA, 1365 nt
Organism: Chara braunii
Lineage: Eukaryota; Viridiplantae; Streptophyta; Charophyceae; Charales; Characeae
Source: the annotation of a GenBank genome assembly